UCUUUAUACUUAGCUAAAAUUCGCAACCUUAAACACAGUAUUAUCAUCUACUUGGUUUAGCCAAAACCCUAGAAAAUGAGCAGCGACAAGGUUCCCAAAGUAGCAGUGGCGGUUUUCAUACUGAAAGGGGAGAAGGUGUUGGUCGGAAAGCGCCUCGCCGGCGCUGGCACUUCUUGUUUCUCCGUUCCUAGCGGUCACCUCGAAUUUGGGGAGGUUUUUGAAGAAUGUGCAGCGAGAGAGGUGAAGGAAGAAGCAGGGUUAGAGCUGAAGAACAUAGAGACUCUAAGGGUCAUAAACCAUGUGUUUCACAACGAAGCUAAACCAUCCCACUACGUAGUACUCUUGAUCCGAGCAGAACUUAGCGAUCCUGAUCAAAUCCCAGAAAACGUUGAACCAGACAGGUGUGAGGGUUGGGAUUGGUAUGAAUGGAAUGAUAUGCCAAAGCCUCUUACUCCUCCACUUCAACUCAUUCUCAAUUCUGGCUUCAAUCCCUUCUCCGCCGGCGUCCAGAAUUAAUGUUGAAGAUAGCUUGCAGCCAACAAUGGCGGUCGCCGGCAACGUGACGUCAUUUAAUUUAAUUUAAUUUUUGAAAUUUAAACAUUAUUGGCUAGAUUGAAUGGUUUAAAUAAAUCGUAUUAUUAUUGCUGUUGUAAAAUAAAAUGAUGGUAUGAUUUAUAUAAUGUGUUGUGUUAGAAAUCA
Molecule: messenger RNA, 699 nt
Organism: Ipomoea triloba (trilobed morning glory)
Lineage: Eukaryota; Viridiplantae; Streptophyta; Magnoliopsida; Solanales; Convolvulaceae
Product: nudix hydrolase 1-like
Exons: 2
Coding region: 76-516 (146 amino acids)
Biological process (GO): dGTP catabolic process
Cellular component (GO): cytosol
Molecular function (GO): 8-oxo-7,8-dihydrodeoxyguanosine triphosphate pyrophosphatase activity
Source: RefSeq, a predicted model, not a curated record